AUGCAGCAGUACACGGAGCACUUCCUGGCGGCCGGCUACACCAGCAUCGAGAAGGUGGUGCAGAUGACCAACGAGGCACACAAUGCCCAGCCUCGAGCCGUGUGGCUGGGCAUGAGCUGGCAGCAUGGUACUUUCUGGGUCAAUCGGCCAAGGGAGAAGCGAGAGGAAGAGCUGGGAAGAAUGGCGCUGUCUCGGCUGCCCCCUGGUGGCCAGAUGCUGCAUGACAUGCACGGCUCAGGAAAAGCAUCUCAGCUCCCACCUUUCUUGUCCCCAGAUCUGUUCGCCAGCGGCCCCGAGGAUUGCCCCUCGCCCGGGGGCACAGACCCCCUGAGCCCACCGCCCUCCAGCUGCCCCCCUGCCGCUCUUCCGGACUAUGUGGCUGGCAAGGACAAACAGAUGGAUUUCUGUUGGGAUCCUUGGCAGAGGUGCUUCCAGACGACCAAUGGCUACCUGUCCCACUCCAGAGCCUGCUCCAGCAGCUACAGCGUGGCAGCCCUGGCAACCUCCUCCCUCGUGGGGGUGGUGCAGAGCUUCAAGGACCACAUCACGAAGCCCACGGCCAUGGCGCGUGGCCGUGUGGCCCACCUCAUCGAGUGGAAGGGCUGGAGUGCGCAGCGGUCGGGCUGGGAGCUGUCGCCCACCGAGGAUGAGCAUUACUGCUGCCUCCCGGACGAGCUGCGUGAGGCCCGCUUUGCUGCCGGGGUUGCUGAGCAGUUUGCCAUCACAGAGGCCACACUGAGUGCCUGGUCCUCGCUGGAGGAUGAGGAGCUGCACCCCGAGAACAGCCCCCCGGACCUCGUCCAGCUUCCAGACCUGGACAGCAUCUACCUUCAGGACAGCCUCCUGAGCGGCCCCUCGCAAGAUGACAGUCUCCUGGCCCUCUCCUCCCCCGGCCUGUCCCCUGACGGCUGGCCCUCACCCGAGGAGCCCCCCAUCAUGGCUGCUGCCCCCCAGCCCCCCAGCCCCGAACUGCAGCAGCGGAAGCGGCUGCCCGGGGGCCCGGGGCCUGAGGCCGGGGCCUGCCUGCAGGGCUCCCUCCCCUCGGUGGACAGCGGCUCCAUCUCCCAGGAAGACGAGGUUUUCUAUAACUGAGGCCCGCUCGCACCCGACCUCGCCCGGUGGGCAGCUCAGGCCCAUCAGGACCGCCGGCUGGGCCUCUGGACCCCUCGGGGCAGGCACGGGGUGGGAGGCGGGGAUGGGCGGCCAGCACUCCCGUGGACGGCUUUGUGCCUCUGUGGACCAGCCCCCAACCCCCCUCUCCCUUCUUGGCUCAUGUGGGCACCUCUCCCCGCAGGGUUCCUGCCCCCGGUGAGCUGGAGGACUCACCAGACACCCGGGCAGGCCGCCCAGAGGAGCCAGCAGCCGGGCCCCAGGCAGACGACAUGAAAGGGCCUGGGAGACCCGCCUGGAGUGGGGGCCGGGGACCCCGCCUGCUCUUGGAGCUCAGCCUCUCCCCGUCUCCCUCUGUGCUUCGGCCCCCAUCGGAGGUGGGGUAGCCUCUCCUGGUAGCUCAGCAUCUGCUCCUAAGCUGUGGUCACGAGGACACCUGUCUCCAGGACCGUCUGUCUGUCCCUCACUCUGAACCCUGGUUCCCCUGCUCCCUGCCCUUGCACCCUCCCUCCAGCUCCCUGGAAGUUCUCUGAGGACAUUAAAGUGGUGGAUUCACUGGAUGAACUUGGCCUGGUCUCUGC
Molecule: messenger RNA, 1691 nt
Organism: Miniopterus natalensis
Lineage: Eukaryota; Metazoa; Chordata; Mammalia; Chiroptera; Miniopteridae
Source: RefSeq, a predicted model, not a curated record